This is a messenger RNA of Cylicostephanus goldi, 428 nucleotides long. NCBI's taxonomy places the organism in Eukaryota, Metazoa, Nematoda, Chromadorea, Rhabditida, Strongylidae. The record is from the annotation of a GenBank genome assembly.
AUGGCUUACCCUCUGAGAAAAAUACCAACCCUCAAAGCUUAUGCCAUUCUGUCCAUAUCUAGAUCCGACAUUGUCCCGCUUCCGGAAGAACUAAACGGUAUAAUAGUGACUCCUACCGCCGAAGAGGAGCUCGCGCAACCGCAGGGCAGGCGAUUUGAGAAAAGAUAUCACACAGCUGACGGCAUCGAUGUGUUGAAGCCAAAAGGAGCAGUGCUACAAGGUGGCAUCCUUAAACGAUUCUCUUGGAAUGUAAGCUCCGCUGUUGGAGCCAGUAGUCGUAAAAUUUCCGCUAGAUUAGGAGAGCAUAGCCGCAGACAUUCUCAAGCAUCAACAGCUGCGUCAUCCGAAUCAUUCGGAAGUUCGACGUCGGGAAUCUCUUCCUCAUCAUCUCAUGCCGAUCCAGAGGUAUGUUGGAACACUCGGUAGAU